CCUAUAAAAUCACUCCCUAGUUUAAUGCCAGGACUCCGGUUAUACCCCCAGAAUUGUGAGGCACAGGAGAACGCUAAAUCAGUGAAGAACUGGGAACGAACAUCAAGACAGGAGUCAGGAACGAGGCAGGUGGCGAGGCAACGAGAGGCCCAGAUGGAGAGGCUUUGGCUGAGAGGACGGAAUGCAGUCACAUGGCUUCUCUUUCUUCACUUAGCAGGCUAUGCACUAGUGGAGGGGGGCGGUCGCUGCAGUUUGUUUGGUCGACAUCACGUACACACCUUUGAUGGAGUCAUUUAUGAGUUCCCUGGGGACUGUAGCUACAAGCUGGCUGGAGACUGCCAUCACAGGACCUUCUCAAUACUGGGUGAUCUUUCUCAUGGCAGAAGGAAAGGAGUGACUGUUUUCCUUGGAGAAACCUUCGAGUUGCAUUUGUCUGUGGGAGGAGUGCUGUCACAAGGAGCAGAAAGACUCCCUCUGCCAUAUGCUUCCAGCUCAGUGUUUGCAGGCUUUGAGCUGGGCAGUGUGCGUCUGUGGAGCGAAGAGUUCGGCUUCUCCAUCCGCAUCGACCCGGCUCACAACAUUGAGCUCACACUCAGCAAACACCAUGCCAACCAUACCUGUGGUCUCUGUGGCAACUACAACUCUGUCCCUACUGACGAAUAUACUGCACAAGAAGGUUUUUUGACAGAGGAUCCAUAUGACUUUGCCAAUUCCUGGGCUAUGAAUGGAGCAUCAGAAGCUUGCAAACGUGUAACUCCACCAGCUCAAACCUGUAACAACACAGGAGCCUCUGCCAGGGACCUAAUGUCUCGGUGUGAGACCCUUCGUACCUCACCAGUGUUCCUGCAUUGUGCUCACCUGGUGGACACAGACGCGUUUGCAGCAGUGUGUGAAUCAGAUGUGUGUCAUUGUGUAGACGGUCAAGAGUGUGUGUGCCAGGCCCUGCUAGAGUAUGCCCGAACUUGUGCCAGCCAUGGACUAGUGCUGCCUAAUUGGCACACACAGAGCCAGUGCACACCAAAGUGCCCAAUAGGGAUGCAGUACAGUGAAUGCUCUCAGGCGUGUUCUACCUCCUGUCAGAGUCUCAACAUACAUGAGGUCUGCAGAGAGGAAUGUGUGGACGGCUGCAGCUGUGCAGUGGGUAAGGUGCUGGAUGGAGAUCGCUGUGUUGAGGUGUCGCAGUGUUCGUGUCAGCAUACAGGAAAACGCUAUCCUCCUGGCUCCACCAUCUCACAGGACUGCAACACAUGUGUGUGUCGCCACGGAUCUUGGGAAUGCACCAAUGAGGAAUGCCCAGGGCAGUGUGUGGUAUCAGGACAAUCCCACUACAAGACAUUUGAUGACAAGUUCUUCACCUUUAGUGGCUUCUGCCAGUAUCUACUGGCUAAGGACUGUCAGACCAACCUGUUCUCCGCUAUCAUUGACACUGUGCAGUGUGCGGAUGACCAGGAUGCUGUGUGUACACGCUCAGUGACGUUGAAGUUUCAUGAACUGGCCAAUCAGACAGUGAGGCUGAAGCAUGGAGGUGUCGUCUCUGUGGAUGGCUUGGAUGUUCAAAUGCCAUUAAUCAACGGACUCCUGCGGGUACAGAGCACUGUGUUGUCAUCUGUGAGGCUGAACUAUGGAGAUGACCUCCAGUUGGACUGGGAUGGACGUGGACGUGUAGUGCUCAGGCUCAGCCCAGUCUAUGCUGGAAAAAUGUGUGGUCUGUGUGGUAACUAUAAUGGUAACCAAGGAGACGACUUCCUGACAGCGGGCGGGCUGGUGGAGACGCGGGUGGAGGGUUUUGGAAACGCGUGGAAGAUGAAUGCAGAAUGUGACAACAUCCAAAAACAGCCCUCUGAUCCGUGCAGCUUAAACCCAAAAAGGGUGCGCUUUGCAGAGGAGGCGUGUGCAGUGUUGCUGUCCCCGAAGUUUGAGCCAUGUCAUCACGAGGUGAACCCGUAUCCCUACCUGAAGAACUGCCGUUAUGACGUGUGCUCCUGCGCAGACGGACAGGAGUGCCUUUGUGCAGCUGUGAGCAACUACGCAGCUGCAUGCUCAGCCAGAGGAGUACUGAUCAACUGGAGAGGACAGGGAUAUUGUGAACUGACCUGUCCAGGUAACCAGGUGUAUGAGGUGUGUGGGAGUGUGUGUAAUCAGACAUGUCGUUCUCGGUCGCUGCCGGACAGUGCUUGUCGCAGUAUGUGUGAGGAGGGCUGUUUCUGUCCUCGUGGGCUUUAUCUCACUGACACUGGAGAGUGUGUUCCACCAGACCAGUGCUCCUGCCACUAUGAUGGAGAAAUCUACCAGCCCAAUGACAUGUUUGCUGACCACCACUCCAUCUGUUACUGUGAGAGCGGCUCCAUGCGGUGCAGUUCCAGUGAACUUCCAGCCUCUGUGCUGUCAGAUCUUUUCUUUGAUGAACCUCCACUGUCCCGAGAGCGACGUUCUGUCUCCUGUCCGGCUCCGCUGCAGCAGUUAAGGUGUGAGAGUGUGAGGGACGUGGGUAUAGAAUGUGCUCGAACCUGCCAGAAUCUGGACCUGGAGUGUGUGAGCCAGGGCUGCAUCUCUGGCUGUGUGUGUCCUCCUGGAACAGUCCGUCACAGAAGAGAGUGUGUUCCUCCGGACCAGUGUCCCUGUUUCCAUAACAACCAUGCCUAUUCUCCCGGGCAGAGCAUUAAGAUAGACUGCAACACCUGUGUGUGCGGAGGCCGACAGUGGAAAUGCACUCAGAGGGUGUGUGAUGGUGUGUGUCACACAGUGGGAGACUCGCACUACAUCAGCUUUGAUGGACUGAAGUUUACAUUUCCAGGACCGUGUCAGUAUAUCCUCGCUCAGGAUUACUGUAAUGGUCUGGACGGCACAUUUCGGAUUCUGGUGGAGAAUUCAGCUUGUGGAACCAUAGGUCAUCGCUGCAGGAAGAGCAUCAGUGUGUUCUAUAUGGGAGGACUGAUUGUCAUGGAGCAAGAAGAGGUGAAGAUGAAGAAGCCAGUGAUGAAGGAAACAGAUGUGGAGAUUGUGCGCUCUGGAUUCUACUAUAUCGUUCUACUGGGGAAAAAUAUCUCUAUAACCUGGGACACUGGAACUCGAAUUAUACUGCAGAUCAGUGGCCAGUACAGGGGUAAAGUGUGUGGUCUGUGCGGGAAUUUUGAUGGCAGUCAGAAUAAUGACCUGUUGAGCAGUAACAAUCAGAUAGAGGUGGAUCCUUUGGAUUUUGGAAACUCCUGGAAGGUCCAACCCAGCUGUGCCAAUGCAGUUCAGGUGCCCUCUCAGUGCAGUACCGACAUGUCAAAGCAGGUGACAGUGGAGCAGUCGUGUCGUGUGCUCAACAGUGACCUCUUUAGGGAGUGUAACAGUGUGGUGGAUCCAGAACCAUACUGGGAAAUCUGCACUCACGACACCUGUUCAUGUGCAUCUGUUGGUGACUGUGCAUGUUUUUGUGAUGCCAUCGCUGCCUAUGCUCAUGAGUGUGCCCUGAAGGGUGUGGUAGUGGAUUGGAGGUCUAACGACCUGUGCCCUCUGAGCUGUGAGGAACUGAACAAAGAUGCAGGAGUUGAGUGUAUGUGGCGGUUUAAUGCCUGCGAUACUGCUUGCCCUAAAACCUGCCAGCACCCAGAACAAUUGAGUUGCCCAAUCGCCUGCCUAGAGGGAUGCCAUGCUUCCUGCCCACAAGGUCAGAUCUUAGAUGAGGUUCUGAGACGCUGUGUGGAACCAUCCGAAUGUCAAGUAUGCAUGCACAAUGGAGAACGCAUUUCUCACGGGAAGCAGAUCAUUCUGAAUCAUGGUGACCCUCAUCUCUGCCAAAUAUGUCAUUGUGAAGAAAACACCUUGACCUGUGCUCCAUGUCCUCCAUCUGGACCUGCCUCCACAUUAAGCCCAAUCACUGCAUUUACCACCCCCACACCCCUCCCAUUCUCCACGCCCGUUCCUGAGGAUGCCUGCGACAGGGCGAUGGAUCUGGCCUUCCUGGUGGACGGCUCCUCCUCUCUGAGUGAGGACGACUUUGUGUUGGUCAAGCUCUUCAUUCUGGGGGUGGUGGAACGCUUCCGGAUGGGCUCAGCCCACACACGGGCUACCGUCCUUCUCUUUCACUCUGGGGUGAAAAGUUACGACAUGCAGGUGCAGAAGUGGAUCUUCAGGAACAUGGUGCGAGACCUGCACUAUAGUGGUGGAGAUGUGGCAUUCAUGGAUGAAGCCUUCAAGUACCUAUCUGUGUACAUUUAUGACAAGAACAAGCGAGACCACGCAGAACGGGUGGCUAUUAUGCUGACUGCUAGUGCCAACCCCAGGCCUAUGCGCACCACUCAGCGCCUGUUGAGGAAGAAGGACAUCACGGUUCUCACUAUUGCUCUUGGACCUGACGUCAAUCUGGCCCAGGUCAAUGAGAUCACCAAGGCCACACCUAGCAGCCGAGCUUAUGUGCUUAGUAGUGUUGGGGAGUUGGAGAAUCGAGCAUUGGAGAUCACAGACUACCUCUGCACCUUGGGACUGGAUCCAGAGCCACCCAAGAGACCCCCCACUCGAAAGCCCACUUCUGCCACCACCACAAAAGCUGCAGUCAUUAUACCCAUUACAGAGGCCACCCAGCCUAUUGCUGUCACCUUUCCCCCAACAGCUGCCAUUAUAACUGCAUUUCCCAGCAUUCCCAGCCCUGAAACUACCGUUCCUUCUUCUACUACGAUGGUACGGGACAUCACCUUCCUAAUUGAAGGAUCAGACAGUGUUGGGGAGGAAGGCUUUAACCGAACCCGAGAUGCACUAGUCGAUGUUGUGGCCUCUCUUAGCCAUGAAGAGGAGGAGCAUUUCCGGAUUACAGUGAUGCAGUACUCCCUCACUGUUACAAUUGAGAUCAGCCGGAUGGAGCUGAGGCGCCGGGAGCUGGUCCUGCGAAGAAUGCGACAGAUCCGCUGGGUGGGAGGAGCCGAAGUCAACACAGGUCAUGCCAUUCGCUCACUGUAUGAGUCUGUCACCACAGAGCGACCCAGUCACACUCCAGACCAGAUGGUGUUCCUCAUAACCCAGAGCCCACCGACUGAUGUCAUCCAGAGGCCACCAAGCUCCUCCCACACUCAGGUGUUCCCUGUAGGAAUUGGUACCCAGGUGCGAGAGACGGAUCUAGCAACCUUGAGUUAUCCACACUCUCCAAUCAUGCUAAAGAAUCCAGAACAGCUGAGCUCACUGGGGCCCCUACUGGUUAAUAUCAGUAGGACACUGAGAAGGCCAGUGAUACCAACACUACCACCCAGAGCUACACUGCCCCCUUCAGUGCCAUGCUCAAAGCCUAUGGAUGUGCUCUUUCUACUGAGAGACACUGCUGCAGAGUUUAAAGACAUGAAGACAUUUGUGAGGUCAUUUAUAAGAAGCACCAAUCUUGGUCGAAAUGCGACUCAGGUAGCAGUGGUUGUGUAUGGAGAGAAGCCAGAGGUGGUCGUGUCCUGGAGAGAUGAACAAAGAGCGGAAAAUCUUCUUCAACAGCUGGAGAGAUUACAGAGCAAGGCAGACAAUGCACCACGACUGGGUGCUGCAUUGCGUUUUGCUGUUCAGACUUCUAUUUCAUCCACAAGUGGAGGUAGAAUGGGCGUGCCCAAGGUUGUGGUGAUGCUGGUGAUUGACAGGUCCACUGACUCUAUGCAGGAGCCUGCGAAUGAGGCUCUUACUGCUGGUGUGUCAGUGUUCCCCAUUGGAGUGGGUCAGCAGUAUGACCAGAAUGAACUGAGCAUGCUCGCAGGUCCACACACUCCAGACAAUAUAAUUCAGCUAAGGAGUACAGAUGAUCUUCUGGCGAUGGUUACUCUAGAUCGUUCAUUUACAGAUAAACUGUGCAGAGCGGGUCCUCCUGGAGUGUGUGUGGAUGAUGAUGGGAAAGAGAGGCAGCCUGGAGAGAUGUGGCUGUUGGCAGAUGGCUGCCAUUCUCUGCUGUGCAACCCCUCUGGUGUGGUGACGCUACUGAGUCACAGAGUGAACUGUGAGAGAAUGGAGCCUCCGGUCUGCAAAAAUAACCUCAGAGCUGUGAGAGUAAACCAGACCUGCGGAUGCAGCUGGAAAUGCCCUUGUAUGUGCAUGGGCAGCUCCACCAGUCAUGUGGUGUCGUUUGGAGGUACAGCUCUGAAGCUGAAGGGUGCCUGUUCAUAUUUGCUGCUUCACUCAGGAGGCACAGAGCUAGUGCUACACACAGCCACAUGUGAUAGCUCACCAAACCAGAUUUGUAUGAAGAGUCUGGAGCUGAAAGAGGGCGGGACCAGUGUGAUGCUGAAAGAUGACAUGAAGGUGACUGUAGAUGGUGCGGUUACUGCAGUACCGUUCAGGCGAGGUGGAGUAUCUGUCACUCAGAUUGGAGCUUUGCUUCAUCAGCUGCGCUCAGAGACCCAAGGCUUCACCCUCACCUUCACUCCCCAUAGCAAUGAGUUCACAAUCAGCCUGGACCUCACUAUGAUCACCAACACCAGCACCACCGGCAUCUGUGGGUCAUGCUCUGAUGAUCAAGCCCAUUUGCUGCUUCCUGAUGGCUCACCGUCGACAGACCCUGAUGCGUAUCUUCAGGCGUGGGCCGUGGGCGAGUGUGUGUGGAAUAAGAAUGUGUCUGUGUGUGAGGCAGGUGUAGCGCAGGGCUGUGAGCUCUUAGCCUCUUCAGUGUUUGGCCAGUGUCAUGCUGUGUUGCCUCCUCAGGACUAUGUGGAGAUGUGCAAACAACUAGCCUGUCAUCCUACUGCGAUGUGUGACCUCAUCACUGCCUACAGCAGUGUGUGUCGACAACAGGGCGUGUGUGUCAACUGGAGGAAUGCUGAUCUGUGCCCAAUGCCCUGUCCUAAGUCUAUGGAGUAUGAUGCAUGUCGUACGGGGUGUGUGGAGCAGUGUGGGCAUGGCCAGGCUGCAUUGGGUGAUAUGGAUGUACGGGGUGAUGGUUUAGGAGGCAGCUCACAGUGCUGGAGCGCUCCUACUGAGGGCUGCUUCUGCCCCCAUGGCACAGUGCUGCUAGAGGGAGAGUGUGUGGGCAGAGAGGCCUGCAGUCAAUGUGUGGACCAACACGGACAAGCUCACCAGUUGAUGGAGAGCUGGACCCCCAAUGACAACCCAUGUAUACUGUGCGUGUGUCUUGACAAGCAACGAAUCAACUGCACAGCGCUGCCCUGCACUAAAGCUAAGGCCCCUGUGUGCGGGAAGUGUGAGAUUCUUCUGGAGAAGACGGAUUCUAAGUGCUGCCCUGAGUAUGAAUGCGUGUGUGACACUGCUAACUGUAAGGUUUCCGAUCCUCCACAAUGUGAAAAUGGCCUCAGUCCAGUCCUCACAAACCCAGGAGAGUGUGCACCCAUCUAUCAGUGUGUCUGCAGAAAAGAAGAAUGCUCUGCAGUGAAGCCCAGCUGUCCCCCUUAUAAAAAGCUGUCUGUUAAAAAGACAGCGUGCUGUGAUGUGUAUGAAUGUGUGUGUGACUGCCAAGACUCCAAACAAACCUGCCCACCUGGAUACAUCACCAAGGAGAUGACCAAUGACUGUGGCUGUGUUGAAGUCACAUGCCUCCCUGAUAAGGUGUGUGUGGUGGAGGGAGUGGUGUAUCAGAAGGGCAGUAAAUGGGAGGAGAAAUGUAAGACGUGUGUGUGCACAGAGCAGACGGACAGAGUGACCGGCCUACACAUAGUGCAGUGUGUGGAUCCUGUCUGCAACCAGAUCUGUCCUGUGGGCACCACAUACUCUCACUCCAAAGGGGACUGCUGUGGGCACUGUCAAAAAUCCAACUGUGUAGUGGAGGAUGGAAUGCAUGGGGGCCGAUUACGUAUGGUGGGAGAGCAGUGGGUGUCUCCAGAUAACAAGUGUGUGAUAAACGAGUGUGUGAGAGUAAAUGAGGAGGUUUUUAUCCAGUACAUUAACGUCUCCUGUCAACUCAUGGACACACCAACGUGCCCACUGGGCACAGAGCUCCGCUGCAACACCGCCGAUGACUGCUGCCCUUCCUGUCACUGUGUCCCAGUGGAUGCGUGUGUGUUGAAUCAUACAAUAAUUGGGGUUGGUGAAAGAGUGAUGCUGGAUGUAUGUACAAACUGUAGGUGUGUGGAAGAGCUGGGAAAAUAUCACCUGUCCUGUAGAAAGUUAAGCUGCUCACCUUGUUCAGAGGGUUACACACUGGAGCCGGUGCCAGGUGCUUGCUGUGGGCGGUGUGUGGCAUCAGCCUGCUCCAUCCAUCGACCUGAUGGACAGUUAAUCAGUCUGCAGGUGAAUACUACACGUGAAGAUGGCUGCACUAGACACAGCUGCAGAGUGAAUGAAAUCGGAGAGCUGGUGCUGGAGACUGUAGUGACCACCUGCCCACCUUUUAACCAAGCCCAGUGUUUAGAGCAUGGAGGAAAAAUAAGCCGAAUCGGAGACAGCUGUUGUGAGAUGUGUACUGAGCCAGAGUGCAAGAGAAUGGUAGGUUUGCUGGAAUAUAUCAAGGUGGAUGACUGCCAGUCAGAUGAGAAACUGGAGCUCAGCUACUGUGAGGGAAAGUGCAGCAGUAAGUCUGUGUAUUCCCUGGAGAAGAAUCGAGUGGAGAGCCAGUGUGUGUGCUGCUCUGCUACAGGAACUCUGCCGCUGAGUGUUUCUCUACACUGUCCGAACGGCACACACAUUACCCACCAAGUCCACACCGUGACUGGCUGUGACUGCCAGGCCCAUGCCUGUCCCACUGACUAAAGCCCACAAAUACACACACUAAUGUACACCCAAUACAGCCACACAUUACCUGCUGUACGUACAACCUGUAGCAGUCAGUGACUGAUUGUAAAACGCAGUCUUUGACAUGCACACACAGCAGGGUCACUGUCUCACUGACGCUGUCCGGCUUUAUAAGACUGUCACUGUCGUAUGUCUUAUGACACUCCUUAUUACAGAUAUAUUCAAUGAAGCAAUAACCUAAUCUGUCAUAAAUCCACAUGUAAUCAAUAAACAUGAUCUAUAUCUUUUA
Astyanax mexicanus (Mexican tetra) is the source of this 8917-nucleotide messenger RNA. It is a transcript of the gene vwf, whose product is annotated as von Willebrand factor. Gene Ontology annotation, molecular function: protein binding. The transcript has 52 exons. NCBI's taxonomy places the organism in Eukaryota, Metazoa, Chordata, Actinopteri, Characiformes, Acestrorhamphidae. The record is from RefSeq and is a predicted model, not a curated record. Gene Ontology annotation, cellular component: extracellular matrix. The coding region runs from base 25 to 8646 and encodes 2873 amino acids. Gene Ontology annotation, biological process: cell-substrate adhesion; blood coagulation.